Messenger RNA from Cavenderia fasciculata, 2529 nucleotides. RefSeq lists its product as uncharacterized. Bases 1 to 2529 code for a protein of 842 amino acids. NCBI's taxonomy places the organism in Eukaryota, Evosea, Eumycetozoa, Acytosteliales, Cavenderiaceae. The record is from RefSeq and is a predicted model, not a curated record. The transcript is spliced from 5 exons. Gene Ontology annotation, molecular function: chitinase activity. Gene Ontology annotation, biological process: chitin catabolic process; cell wall macromolecule catabolic process.
AUGUCAAAAGGAAGAGGAGGGCAACAGGGAGCAGAUGGUCCUACAUUGAAAGACUACCUCGCUAGACCAAGAAUGACGAUGGACGAGUUUAAAAAGACGGUUGCAGAAAAGGAAGGAAAGCUAAACUCUUUGGACAAAUGGGAAGAGAUGUCAACGGAUGAAUACAGACUACAACUGGAAAAGGAUAGAAAGAGAAUCAAAAAGGAGAGAGAAAGAGACAAGAAACGAAAGAGUAGAAAGGAUAGUGACGACUCUGACGACGAUAAGAAGAAGAAGAAAAAGAAAGAUGGAAAGAAGAAGGCAAAUGGUCCUAUUAGACUGUCUGACUUUAUGAAAGAUGAUGAAUCAAGUGACGAUAGUUCAUCAUCCGAAGACGAUGAUAGAAAAUAUAAACGUAAAAGAGAUAAAAGUAGAAGUAGAAGUAGAAGUAGAAGCAGGGACAGAGAUAGAGAUAGAAAAUCAAGAGAUAGAAGCAGAAGUAGAAGUAGAGAUAGAGAUAGAAAAUCAAGAGAUAGAGACAGAAGUAGAAGUAGAAGUAAAGAAAGAAAAUCAUAUGAUAGAGGAUCAUCUUCUUUGGAUGAUGAAAGAAAAUACAAGGAAAGGGAUAGUCGUGACAAAAAGUCAAGAUCUCCUAGUCCUAAACGCAACAGUCGUAGUCGUAGUCGUAGUCGUAGCCGCAGUCACAGUCGUAGUAGAGACAACAAUAGAAAGUAUAGAGAUGAUAGCCGAGAAAGAGAUAGAAAACAUAAAGAUAGAAAAUACAAGUCUGACAGCCGCAGCGAUAGAAAGUCAAGAACUCCAAGUCCCAAACGCAGGGACAGUGUAGAUAGUAGAUCAAAGGAGGAUCGUCAUCGUGGCAGUCGAUCAAGUCCAAGUCGAGCAGAUGAAAAAGUUAUAGAUGUAAAUAUAGCGAGAAGACAAACAAACAAACAUAGUGCUAUCAAAGAGCCAAGGAAUAUUGAUAUUGGGAAUUUAAAAGACAGUUUUAAUCUAAACACACAAUGUUUCUGUGAAUGGAAACAACUCUUUGAGGUUGAAAAGAGACAAGGAAGAGUCCAUAAUUCGAAUAUUGAUAAGAACACUCUAUUAAAUGAAAAUGGAUUGGAUUGGAUUGGAUGGAUGGAUGGAUUAAUAAUGAAAUUAUCAAUUACCAGAUUACUGGUUAUCAUUUUAAUAUUAUCAAUUUCAUUGGUUUCAAUGAUUGAAGCUCAAUCUUGUAAAUAUGUCACUUGGCAGAGAGGUGUGAAUUACCCACUUGGUCAAAUCGUUAAAUACAAUAGUAGUUAUUAUAAGGUGGUGAAUGUCGGUGCCAAUGGAAGUGAUGCUACCGAUCCAACUGUCAGUACUUGGUAUUGGAGUCAAGUUAGCUGUACUUCAUCGUCAUCAUCGGGAUCGUCAACCACAACGACAUCAGGUUCAUCAUCUUCAUCGGGAUCGUCGUGCAAGUAUGUUAAUUGGCAAAGUGGAGUUAAUUACUCACUCGGACAAAUUGUAAAGUACGGUGGUAAUGGAAAAUACUACAAGUUGGUCAAUGUUGGUGGCAAUGGAAGUGACGGUACUGAUCCAACUGUUAGCACUUGGUAUUGGAGUCAAGUUAGUUGCUCAUCAACUGCUUCAUCUACCUCUUCUUCUGGAUCAUCAUCCGGAUCGUCUACUACGGGAUCACCUAGUACAUCGUCAACUUCCUCUUCAUGUAAUUAUGUUAAUUGGCAGAGUGGAGUCAAUUACUCACUUGGACAAAUUGUAAAGUUUAAUGGAAACUAUUACAAAUUGGUCAAUGUCGGUGCCAAUGGAAGUGAUGGUACUGAUCCAUCGAUUAGUACUUGGUACUGGAGUGCUGUCACCUGCUCAUCAACUGCUUCAUCCACCUCUUCCCCGGGAACAUCGUCUGGAUCCGGAUCGUCUACUACAGGAUCACCUUCAACUGGAAGAUUCCCGGUUUCUGAAUCACAAUUCAAUAGUAUGUUCCCAAACCGUAACUCAUUCUACACGUACGCAGGACUGGUCCAAGCUAUGGAUCACUACGCUGCCUUUUCAAGUGAGGGUGGUAGUACUACUGCCAAGAGAGAAGCAGCUGCAUUCUUGGCAAAUAUCAAGCAUGAGACAGGAUCAUUGGUAUAUAUUCGUGAAAUCAAUCAAGCCAAUUGGAACUCGUAUUGUUCACCAUCCGGAUCAUGUGGUGGAAAACAGUAUUAUGGAAGAGGUCCAAUUCAACUCUCUUGGAACUACAACUAUGCUGCUGCAGGUAGUGCUUUGGGUUACGAUCUACUCAACAACCCAGACUUGGUUGCCACCAACGCCAAGAUUAGUUGGGCCACUGCCCUCUGGUUCUGGAUGACUUCUACCGGUGCCGGUGACCGUACUUGCCAUGCCUCUAUUGUCGCUGGGUCAUUCUCUGGUACCAUCAGAACCAUCAACGGUGCCUUGGAAUGCAACAAAAAUAGUGCAACCAUGAGAAGUAGGGUGCAAUAUUAUCAAGAAUUCUGUCAACUAUUAGGUGUAGCCCCUGGUAAUGAUUUGACCUGUUAA